Messenger RNA from Brassica oleracea var. oleracea, 1175 nucleotides. Its product is annotated as derlin-2.2. The transcript is spliced from 6 exons. Gene Ontology annotation, molecular function: ubiquitin-specific protease binding; misfolded protein binding. The record is from RefSeq and is a predicted model, not a curated record. Lineage: Eukaryota; Viridiplantae; Streptophyta; Magnoliopsida; Brassicales; Brassicaceae. Gene Ontology annotation, biological process: endoplasmic reticulum unfolded protein response. Gene Ontology annotation, cellular component: Hrd1p ubiquitin ligase ERAD-L complex; endoplasmic reticulum membrane. The coding region runs from base 136 to 870 and encodes 244 amino acids.
GAGUUUUAAUUUUAAAGUUUUUGAAUCUGAAAAACUCAUUGCGAUUCUCAGGAAGCUUCCAUAGAUUUCCGUCUGGUUCUAGGGUUCCGCGACGAUUUCUCCGAUUGAAUUUAGCUUGGGGGGGGCGAAAUAAGAAUGGCGCAGGGUGUAGAAGAAUGGUACAAACAGAUGCCGAUCAUCACUCGCUCGUAUCUCACGGCGGCCGUUGUCACCACCGUCGGAUGUUCACUCGAUAUUAUAUCGCCGUAUAGCCUCUACUUGAAUCCCACCCUUGUGGUGAAGCAACACCAGUACUGGCGUCUCGUUACCAACUUCUUGUAUUUCCGCAAGAUGGAUUUGGACUUCAUGUUUCAUAUGUUCUUCCUCGCACGGUACUGCAAACUCCUUGAAGAAAACUCAUUCAGGGGAAAGACUGCUGAUUUUCUUUACAUGCUCCUUUUUGGAGCAACCGUUCUAACUGGUAUUGUUCUCCUCGGCGGAAUGAUACCCUACUUAUCCGCAUCGUUUGCUAAAAUCAUCUUCCUCAGCAACUCAUUAACUUUCAUGAUGGUGUAUGUGUGGAGCAAACAAAAUCCUUAUAUUCACAUGAGUUUCCUGGGUCUGUUCACCUUCACAGCUGCUUACCUACCAUGGGUACUUCUUGGGUUCUCUGUCCUUGUUGGUGCCAGUCCUUGGGUGGAUCUUCUGGGUAUGAUAGCUGGUCAUGCUUACUACUUUCUGUCUGAGGUGUAUCCGAGAAUGACUAAUCGUCGUCCUUUAAAGACUCCAGCGUUCCUCAAAGCCCUAUUUGCAGAUGAACCAGUCGUGGUGGCACGGCCAGAAAACGUCAGGUUUGAUGCUGCACCUUUCGAUGAAAUCCACCAAGACUGAUCCUGAGAUCACUACACUUCCAAACGGGAUAACGAAUUCCGUUUGGUCAGAUAUAAAAUGGUAUGCAAAGGAAAGAAGAUAAUAGCACAAAGCCUAUUGACUAUGACACGCUAGUUGUGAACUCACCACCACACCUUAGUGUUAGUUUCAAGUAGUUUGGUGUCUUUUGGUAUCGUUGUCUCUCAUCGUGUUGUGUAUACAAAUUUGCUUUUUGGUUUUAGUGUUUAUGUUAUGUUUAUUGGACACACUCAAGUUGUACACAAACCUCCAGUUAUGUCUACAUUGUUAAUUAUUGUCUUCGUUCA